AAGUGCGAAGAAAAUGAAAAAAAUGCAGAUUGCUUCUAAAGUGACCUAUGAAGACGGUGUGCAGAAUGAUUGGCUGAUACUAAAGAUACUUUAUCUAUGCUAGUAUUGGAAAACCGUUCUAUAAAAGUGGAGCCUCCUCAUUGGUAUAUAUUGGGAAUAUUUUCUGUAGCCAGCCGUAUUUAAAGCAGACUGAGACGCUGACUCAAGACAAAACAGAUAAAGACACUACAAUGCCAAAUAAGUGGCUGUGCUAGACACACUAGUUAUUGGAAGCGUAAGGAGCAGGAUCAAAUACAGAAAGCUGUUGUGAAUUGAGGAAGAAAACUCGUAAGAUUCGAGUUUUAAUUUAAUAUGUGUGAAACAGGCGCUGUAUGGAAUGCUUGCCUGGAGUGAACAAUAAUUAUGUUAUUUCGAUAUAUACAAUUCAUAGAAAGCAAGUCGGGAAUAUUUUCACAAACUUUAAUUGAAAGUUCUAACUAAAGAAAUAUAUUUUUCUUGAACGACACGAAGUAGACUAUGGAUGAUAUGAAAGUGUAAAAAGUGUCAUAUAAAAUUAAGAAUAUAGCAUAUGUGCCUGCUGUUAAACGGUAUUCAAUGUUCAAAAAAGCAAUGCAACUAAAUGAAAGUACGCGGAACGAAAAUGUCAUUCAAAAUGAAGAUAUUUUCAGCGACGGACGGCUUGAUAUGUCGAACGUGGUAAUAAUGACGAUCUUUUUGUUCUGCAUAUUUAUUGUGAGUUUUGUCGGAAACAUUUCCGUGUUUGUGAUAUUCUACAAGCGGCCCGUGCUUUUGACGAUUUCCAAUAGGUUUAUAGUAAAUCUAUCAGUAUGCAACAUCCUUCAGACUGUUGCCUUAAUGCCUUUUGUGUUAACAUCGCUUAUUUCGCAAGAAUGGUUGCUUGGUACUUUUUUGUGCCAAGCCUCGGGUUUUGGGAUGAACCUGAUAUUUACUGCAAGUACAUUUACAUUGGUGCUUAUUGCCUUAGAUCGGUAUUUGGCUGUUGCAAAGCCAUUACAUUACUCGAUGACAAUGACAAGCAGAAGGGCGUCCUAUAUGACAGCUUCAGUUUGGAUUUCGGCCAUUUUGUGUUCACUGCCACCACUUUUAGGAUGGAACAGCUAUGAAUUCCAGCGAUACAAAAUUGCAUGUAUGACGGUUUCAUAUAGCAAACAUCAUAGUGAUCGAUCUUAUAGCCUUUUUCUGGUAACAGUGUGCUUUAUUAUGCCUUCAUGCAUAAUCAUUUGGGCAUAUUGUGCUAUUUUUAAUGCAGCGAAAGUUAGCAGCAAAAAGGUGCGGCGAAAUAGUACAAUAUCAUCUGGACUUAAUGAUUACCCCGAGUUAUCACUAAGAGGGGGUCGUCGCAACAGCUCUGUGCAAAUUUUGAUUCACAUACUAAGUUACAGCAGCAACCCCGCAUCAGUACUCUGGAGACGCGAUGAGCGAAAAGCAGCGGUGACUAGUUUUAUGGUGUUAUUCACAUUUAUUUUAUGUUGGUUGUUGUACUUUAUCAUCAUUAUUCUCGAAUGCCUUUUGAAAGAUCCAGAUCGUAUUGACCCCGUCGUAAAGACGCUGUCAGUGUUACUUGCCCUGUCAAGUUGCGCAAUAAAUCCACUAGUUUAUGUGUUCCGCUGUAAACUUCGGAGAGUCGAACUAAAAAGCAUCUUGGGUUUAAAGCAAAACAGUUUCAAUAGGGAAAUGUGCAAUGUAAACCUAAAUGGGUCAAGAAGACCAAGUUUUAACCCGAACUGCAUCCGACAAUCUCCUUCCAUAUCACGGGAAGGUAGUCAAGAAUCAGACGUCAUUGAAAUUCUUCACCACGUCAAUACAGCCGCGACAUUAACCUCAUUGAUAAUUGCUGAAGAAGAAGAAAAAAUGCCAAUGACAAAAGCAUAAAUGGAUAUUUAUAUAAAGGUUGUAUCAUUACAAGGUCGCCUUGCCUAUAUGUUUUGUUUCUGUUAGUUUUUUAUUUAAAUGUUACUUACAUAAAAUGGUAUAUUUGUUACAUUUAUUUCUUAUUUUGAUAUUUGGUUUGUACUUUAGCUUCUUUGCCUUGAAUUCUAUAAAUAUAGAUUCACUUUAUUAUGAUAUUAAAUUUAUUAUCAGCAGUUAUUAAACAUCAAUGUUGAGAAUUGUAAUGAAAAACAAAAACUGUGAUAAAAACAAUAGCUGCCCCUUGUUAGAUUGUUCUUUCAGUUUACUUAUCUCUUUAUUACAUGCUCCUAUAAGUAUAGUAUCUUUAAACUACGAUCUAUUUACUUGGAACAUGUAAUGACUAGCCUGGUCAAUAUAUUCAUUUUUUUAAAUCGGAAAAGAACUUGUGAUGUUAUUGUAAACUUGUUAGUUUUCCUGAAAAAAGGAAAAUAUUUUGAAUCAACAACUAUUUACAUUAAAUGGAGCAAUGCAUUCAUAGAAAUAAAAUAAAUGUGUGUAUUUCUCCUGAAUCAUGUUUAACUUUUACUUGACAAUGCAUUCGUUUGUAAACAUUUGAUCAUAUUUUCUGCCAAUCAAUUGCCUUCGUGUGUUCACCGAACAAGCUUUAUCACUUGUUUAUAUUUAUCUAUCUAGUUUCAUGUCAUGUUAUUUCAUUUAUGUGUUUGCAUAUGAUCAAAUAAAUACAAGUUAGGGUUUCAAAGAUUAUCAUUUUAUAUGAAAUAAAUAAUUCGUUAAUCGUACUUUCAAAGAAUCUGUU
Molecule: messenger RNA, 2689 nt
Organism: Mya arenaria
Lineage: Eukaryota; Metazoa; Mollusca; Bivalvia; Myida; Myidae
Product: G-protein coupled receptor 161-like
Exons: 2
Coding region: 595-1893 (432 amino acids)
Biological process (GO): G protein-coupled receptor signaling pathway
Cellular component (GO): membrane
Molecular function (GO): G protein-coupled receptor activity
Source: RefSeq, a predicted model, not a curated record